AUGGGUCUCAAUGGGAGUUCUCGGGACGAGAUGGUGAACGAUGAGUCUUGGGACUAUGAAAACAAAACUGAUGGAGAUUUUAACACUAUUUUGUCUAUUGAUGAAAAAAGAGGAGGUAGAAGUCCUAUUUCAACAGGAACAAAAGAUUUCCAGGAUUGUGUAGAUUUUUGUGGUUUGUUACAAGAUCCUAAAAAUGGGCUAGAUUUUUCUUGUUAUAAUGGGAGAGCUGGCAAAAAGAGGAUUCUCUGCAACCUUGACAGAGCCUUAUAUAACUUAAAAUGGUUGGACAAAUUUAAUGGGUGGCAUUAUAAAGUUGGUAAUAGAGGGAUUUCUGAUCAUAGUCCUCUUCUGGGUUUUGAUGCUAUCAUUCCUAGAGCUCUUAGUCCUCCUUUUAGAUUUCAAAAAAUGUGGUUGAACUACCCAAAUUUCCUGCAAGUAAUCUGGAAUUCUUGGAAUGAAGAAAUUUAUGGUAAUCCCACUUAUGUGUUCAUGAAUAAGCUCAAAAGACUAAAAAAGUUUUUAAAAGUGUGGAAUUGGGAGGUCUUUGGUGAUGUUAAGGAUACUCUUAAAAAAGCAGAAGAAAAGGUAUUGGAGGAAACUCUAAAGUCUGAUAGUGACCCCACUAACAUCAACCUGCUAAAUAACUUGGUUACUGCUAGAGGACUUUGUGAUAUGGCUGCAAAUAAUUAUAAUACUUUUCUUAGGGACAAGGAAAGAAUUAGCUGGAUUCAAGAUGGUGAUGUUAACUCUAAAUUCUUUCAUACAAGCAUCAAGUUAAGACAAGCUCAAAAUGCUAUUUCUGAAAUUGAAGACUCUUCUGGCAAUUUUGUUACUGAUCAACUGGGUAUUUCUAAUGUUCUUAUUAAUUACUUCAGCACCAAAUUUGCUCACCAAAAUGUUAGUAUACAUGAUUCUUUCUUUGAAGCUGCUCCAACUGUCAUAACUGCUGAAGACAAUUCCUUUCUGGAAAAAGUACCAUCUGAAGAAGAUAUAAAAAAUGCAGUUUUUGAUCUAAAUCAGGAUAGUGCUCCAUGGCCUGAUGGGUUUACUGGUAUUUUCUACAGGUUUGCUUGGGAAGUCAUAAAAACUGAUUUAGUAACUGCAGUGCAGUAUUGCUGGGAGAACAACUUUAUUCCUAGUGGGAUGAACUCCAAUUUUCUUGUUCUGAUUCCUAAAGUUCAUGGAGCUAAGAAUGCUAAGCAGUUUAGACCUAUUGGUCUCAGCAAUUUCUGCUUUAAAGUUAUUACUAAGAUUGUUACCAUGAGAAUCAGUAAAUACCUACCAAAAAUAAUUUCUCCUCAGCAAUGUGCCUUCAUCAAAAAUAGGAAUAUCCAUGAACAAUUCUUGCUUGCUUCUGAGCUAGUGAAUGAAUUAUCAGUUAAAAGAAGAGGAGGCAACUUGGGUUUAAAAUUAGAUAUCUCUCAGGCUUAUGAUACUAUGAGCUAG
Messenger RNA from Papaver somniferum (opium poppy), 1446 nucleotides. RefSeq lists its product as uncharacterized. Bases 1 to 1446 code for a protein of 481 amino acids. The record is from RefSeq and is a predicted model, not a curated record. The transcript is spliced from 2 exons. Lineage: Eukaryota; Viridiplantae; Streptophyta; Magnoliopsida; Ranunculales; Papaveraceae.